Messenger RNA from Rhizophagus irregularis DAOM 181602=DAOM 197198, 1315 nucleotides. The record is from RefSeq and is a predicted model, not a curated record. NCBI's taxonomy places the organism in Eukaryota, Fungi, Glomeromycota, Glomeromycetes, Glomerales, Glomeraceae.
AAAACCAUCCUAUUCAGUUUAAUGGAUUGGAUCAAGACAAUUACCCGAUUUAAGUCAUCUAACCAAAUAUAUCCUAAUUAUUUUUAUUAUGCUACGUGUAAUCACAUUUGUAAUCAAUUCUCUAAAAAAAUAAUAUUUCUACAAAGUUCUGUCUAAUUAUUAAUACAGUCAAACCGGCAAAUCGAUCACGUGCCAAUGAUUUUUUUUUUGAUGUCAUGACGUUAUGAUUCCAAUUUUUUUUUGCGAACAAACAAAUGGCUGACAUAACACUAUUUUGUCUUAUUCAAGGAAACGCAAACGCACUUCCUCAAGCUUUUUCCUUAAGUAUUAACAGAAAUGAAGAUAUUGGCCAACUAAAGAAAGCUAUUAAAGCGAAAAAAAUAUCUGAUUUUAAAUUCUUUGAUGCGAAUAGGCUUCGGAUAUGGAAGGUUCAAAUUUGCGCUGAUAAUGAUAAGGAGCUAAGUGAACUUACACUCCAUAACAAUGAACAACUCCUCGCAAAAAUGAAGGUUAAUAGUUAUUUCACCGACAAGCCACUCGACAAUCACAUUCACAUUGUUGUCAAACCACUUGAGCUGAUACAUAUUAGUCUUAAGCUUGUACUUGAAGCGGGACUUUUGAGAGAAGGAGGGAGUGUAGAAUACCUAGGCAGAUAUCGUAUCUAUAGAGCAAUGUUACAUGAGAGAUAUCUUUGUACUGAAGGUGAAAAAUAUUUUUCAUUUACGGAAUUUAUACAAGUAGCAAGGAAAUUAAAACCUGACGAAACACCUACUCCUUACGAUUUUCAGAACCUAAAAAUCAACGGUAUGACUUAUCAGGAAGUCCGAGAUAAGAUCUAUAAGUUUGUUUCUUAUAUGUAUGAAGAUAGUCUCUUCGUUGAUCAUUUUUCAAUUCCUUGGGAUGAUGAUCUUGAGAAUCGCCUCCGCCAGUUACAUUCGGAGAAAGACGUCGUGGACAUAUUCUGGGAUCGAAGUCUUAAAGAAGACGAUACAACUUGGCGUGUAUACGUGGUUUUUCGUGAUAUUCCUUACCUACGCAAAAGGACUGAGACUGUCAUGGAAGAUCAAAUGAUUCGUUUCAUAACAGUAGAGGAAGGGUUUGCUAAUGCUAAAAUUCAACAAUGAAGUCUUCACGAUUCGCAGUCUACCUUAAAAGAGAUCCCAAAAAAAUUGCAGAAGGCUUUUGAUGAAGCCUUAGAUAAUGAGCUGGGGCAAUCUUUCUGUGAAAUGCAUUAUAAUCUGGUCGGCGUGAGCACCGGUUAUAAGCGAAUUCAAGGCAAGCUUACUGAAAUCCCUGCUAUCAUAUUAUAUGUUCG